Molecule: messenger RNA, 513 nt
Organism: Prorocentrum cordatum
Lineage: Eukaryota; Dinophyceae; Prorocentrales; Prorocentraceae
Source: the annotation of a GenBank genome assembly
ACAGGCGCUCGCGCCGCGCGUCGAGGGCCCUGCUCCGAGGCAGCCGCCGGGCCGUCCGCUUCUGCCUGCCGGAGCGGUGCCUCGCCGCCCGCGGGCCCCAGCCUGGCACGCCGAGGCUGAUCGCGGCCUUGGCGGGCGAGGCCCUGUCCCACGCCGCCCACGGCCUCCUGCGCCUCCCGGCCGCGCUGGGCGCGGGAACCCUGGCGGAGGCCAGCGUGCUCUACGCGACCCUGGGGCUGCCGGCGCGGAGGGGCCCCUGCGCCCUGACCCGCGUGGGGCUCACCGCGCCGGCCUCGGGCCCUGCCGCGUCCACGCGGGCGCCCGCGCGGCAGCCUCUGCGCCCAGAGGUGGUCGGCACGGCCGGGAUCCUGCAGCCUAUCGAGGUCGUGCCGAGCGUGCGCGACUACGUCGGCGGCGCCGCGUUGCGCGCGCCGCUGUCCUGCCGCCUGCGGCUCCGCGGGGGGGCCGCGGCGGCGGGCGGGGCCCCGCAGGCGGUGCUGCGGCUCACCUCGG